Messenger RNA from Ceraceosorus guamensis, 519 nucleotides. RefSeq lists its product as hypothetical. The transcript is spliced from 4 exons. The coding region runs from base 1 to 519 and encodes 172 amino acids. NCBI's taxonomy places the organism in Eukaryota, Fungi, Basidiomycota, Exobasidiomycetes, Ceraceosorales, Ceraceosoraceae. The record is from RefSeq and is a predicted model, not a curated record.
AUGUCGACGCCUCGGACGCCGAGCAAGCGGAAAGCUGAUGCCCAUGGGAAAGUGGGGGGUGUGGGGUGCAAGCAGAGCGAGACGAGGGAGGUCGCGUCGGCAAAGCGCAACAGCAGCAGCACGACAGCUAAUGCUGCUGCUGCUGCUGCUGCUGCUGCUGCUGCUGCUGCUACAAGUCCCAAAAAGCCCAGAGUGGAGGGCAGCGUCGGCGCGGGAAGUGGUGUGGCUUGGUCCAGAGAGGAGGAUGAGUUGUGGAUCAGGGAUAUGCUGGAGCACUACAAACCUAAUUUUGGUCGUCCACAGCACAAGAAGGCGAAUGACCAAAACAAGGCAUAUAUGCAGCUGACGUGUCGUGAGGCAAUAUCAACCUCCCCCCGAAUCGCAGCGCUCUAUCUAGCAAGCUGGCAAUUCUUGACAGAGGAACAGUGCGGAGCGAAGCGCGCAGACAGCAGCAUGCGAACGCACUGGAAAUCGCUUCGAAAGGAUAUCGAGAUUACAUGGUACAAUCGUGAAGAAUAA